Messenger RNA from Columba livia (rock pigeon), 2692 nucleotides. RefSeq names its product poly(A) binding protein interacting protein 2B (gene PAIP2B). The record is from RefSeq and is a predicted model, not a curated record. The coding region runs from base 115 to 492 and encodes 125 amino acids. Gene Ontology annotation, biological process: negative regulation of translational initiation. Gene Ontology annotation, molecular function: mRNA regulatory element binding translation repressor activity. The transcript is spliced from 4 exons. NCBI's taxonomy places the organism in Eukaryota, Metazoa, Chordata, Aves, Columbiformes, Columbidae. Gene Ontology annotation, cellular component: cytoplasm.
GGCGGGGGGCGUGUCCCCGCCGCGCGGGGCGGGCGGCAGCGGGUCCGGCGGCAGCGGCGGCGGAGGCGGGAGCGCCGGAGCGGCACCGGCCCGGCCCGGCCCGCAGAGUCUGGAAUGAUGAAUGGCCCCGACCUCGGCAGCACCGCGCCCAGCCCCGCGGCGCAGGACGAGCAGGCAGCCAGCGGCCGCGAUGAGAAGGAGAACAACCCCUUCGCGGAGUACAUGUGGAUGGAGAACGAGGAGGACUUCAACAGGCAGGUGGAGGAGGAGCUGCAGGAGCAGGAGUUCCUCGACCGCUGCUUCCAGGAGAUGCUGGAGGAAGAGGACCAGGACUGGUUCAUUCCGUCGCGCGACCUGCCCCAGGGCGUGGGGCAGCUGCAGCAGCAGCUCAACGGGCUCUCCGUGGGUGACGUUCACGCUUCGGAGGACAUUCUGAGCAAAAGCAACUUGAAUCCCGAUGCCAAGGAGUUUGUGCCCGGCGUGAAGUACUGAUGUCCAGGCAGGAUUAGGAGGGACUGUCCCCGCUCCGGGGUCGCGGCCGGGGGACGGAGCUGCUGCAACGUGGCGACAUCUCGCUCUACGCUUCAAGUACCUUUUUUCUUCUUUUUUUUUUUUUUUUAAUUCCUACAAAACUCUUCUUUGUACCGUCUAUCACCUCUUUUAUUUUUGGCAGUUUUUGCUUUCUGGGACUUGCAGCCCUUGGGUCUGUCCUGGAGCCCCGCGCUCCCGCAGCCUCACAGACGCGUUUCCACCCCUGCCCAAACCUGCUGGUGGGAAAGUCUCUUGUUCUGGUUUAAGCAUAAUUUACAGGAAGGCCCAGCCCCCGAGAGCCGCGCCGGCUUUCCCUGUUCCGUUAAACAAGAUUCCUUUCGCUCAAGUGGAGUGUGACACGAGUGUAAAGCCCGGGGUCCUCUGGAGCGGCCCAGCGCUGCGGUACGUGCUGAGCACCGACCCACAGCUGUGGGAGCUCCUGGGGACACGGCGUUUGUCACCCAGUGUCCGUCCCCAGCCAGGGGAGCGCCGCGUCUGCUCCUUAAAGAGUUUUCCCCCAGCUCUGAAGCAUCUGUAAGUAAAUUCCAAAAGAGCGGCUUAGAGCCUCCCUGGGAGAAGGUCCUGAGCGCAGGAGCAGCCGGGACGUGGGCAGAGGAGGUGACGGGCAGCGUCCCGGCCCCUCUGCCGCGGUGGUGGGUGGCGCUGGAGGCGAAGCCGCCGCUGUGCUGUGCGUGAGCAGCGUCCCUGGGCUCUGUUUCCAGGCCUAGCUGGGCUGCUUUGCAGAGCCGGGCUCAGAACCCGCGCCCAGAGGAAGCGGCAGCUGCUCGGCGAGGGUUUAGCUUGACAAUUACAAUAUUAAUGAUUGCUGGCUCUGGUAGGGCGGACGGGAACGCUUGCUCAUGGGUGUGCAUCUCACCUGGCAGCUCCAGUUCCUUCCAGCGUCCCCGUUAAUUAAACAGAGCCGUUAAUUUGGGGGAUAAGGGGUCCCCGCGGGUUUGUGGGGAUGGAAGCCGGUGGCUGCAUCUCCUUGAGCAGCGACUCAGGCGUCCCUGGGCCUGAACACUAACGCUGAGCGGAGCUUUAGGCUGGUUUAACUCGGUACAGUCCGCACUGAAACCCACCAGCUCUCCCGUCUCUGGCUGCUUAAAACCAGCACUAAACCCUGACAUUACUGCAGCCAGAGCCGGGCGCAGGUGCCUCUCAGAUCUCGCUGCCCCGAGGCGCUGCUUUGGGCUGAUUUUCCCACUUUUCGGUACAAGCCGUGCCCAGGGCUGCCGGGCUGUCCCCGCGCUGUGCCGAGCUGUCCCCGGGCUGUCCCGGGGCUGUCCCGGGCUGUACUGGGCUGUCCCUGUGCUUUACUGGGCUGUCCCCGGGCUGUCCCUGUGCUGUCCCGGGCUGUCCAUGGGCUGUCCCUGUGCUGUACUGGGCUGUCCCCGUGCUGUACUGGGCUGUCCCCAGGCUGUCCCUGUGCUGUCCCGGGCUGUACUGGGCUGUCCCUGUGCUGUACUGGGCUGUACUGGGCUGUCCCCGGGCUGUACUGGGCUGUCCCUGUGCUGUACUGGGCUGUCCCCGGGCUGUCCCCAUGCUGUACUGGGCUGUCCAUGGGCUGUCCCCGGGCUGUCCCCGGGCUGUCCCCGUGCUUUACUGGGCUGUCCCCGGGCUGUCCCUGUGCUUUACUGGGCUGUCCCCGGGCUGUCCCUGUGCUGUACUGGGCUGUCCCCGUGCUGUACUGGGCUGUCCCCAGGCUGUCCCGGGGCUGUCCCCGUGCUGUACUGGGCUGUCCCCAGGCUGUCCCUGUGCUGUACUGGGCUGUACUGGGCUGUCCCUGUGCUGUACUGGGCUGUCCCCGGGCUGUCCCUGUGCUGUACUGGGCUGUCCCUGUGCUGUACUGGGCUGUCCCCGUGCUGUACUGGGCUGUCCCCAGGCUGUCCCUGUGCUGUACUGGGCUGUACUGGGCUGUCCCUGUGCUGUACUGGGCUGUCCCCGGGCUGUCCCCGGGCUGUCCCCGUGCUGUACUGGGCUGUCCCCGUGCUGUACUGGGCUGUGCCAGGCUCUGUGCUGGGCAACCCCCCAAAGCAGCAGCACAAUUCCUUCCCUCCCUUUUUCUCGGGUUUCUAUUUGAUUUCUUCACCCCCCGCCCCAAGACGUGCUGUACAUUUCAGACAAUGCGUCAUGGAAAAUAAACUGGUUUUGGAGGUGA